Messenger RNA from Pseudophryne corroboree (corroboree frog), 5159 nucleotides. It is a transcript of the gene CERK, whose product is annotated as ceramide kinase. The transcript is spliced from 15 exons. Gene Ontology annotation, biological process: phosphorylation; ceramide metabolic process. Gene Ontology annotation, molecular function: ceramide kinase activity. Lineage: Eukaryota; Metazoa; Chordata; Amphibia; Anura; Myobatrachidae. The coding region runs from base 225 to 2018 and encodes 597 amino acids. The record is from RefSeq and is a predicted model, not a curated record.
CUCUCUGCGAGUCACAGUCCCUCCCACACCGGGUGACAUCUGCAUACGUAGGGACUUGGGGGAGUGGCUUGGAUGCCUCCCAGAGGCUGAGAGGAGACAAUGAGAGUGAUCCCCGACAGGGACCGCUAGCUCAGAAAUAGGCAGGUCUCCGUCCCCGUAAUCGGUGCCUGGGGGAGGGCAGGACACCGGCGGGACGUGCUUUUGUAUACGGUCCCCGGGACGCCAUGGAUGCCGCACAGCCGCCCCUUCCCCCAGCGCUGUGCUCGGUGCUCUCGAUGAAGAGUCACAGCUGUGAGGUGACCCUGGAGCCCGGAUGGUCGCUGCUGUCCUGGAGAGAACUGCGGCCCCGGCGCGGGAGGGACAGGGGCCGAGCAGGUACCUGCUUGGCACACGUGAUCCACAGAGCAAGAUGUCUCACGGGCAGUUUAACUCAUCGAUUGCCUUCAGGGUCAUUCCGUGUCAAGUGGACCACUUUAGAAAAUCAUCCCCACUUGACCAUCUCCAAUUUUGAUGAGAUUUUGCAUGAAGGUGGUCACAUUGUUCCCAUAUCAGAGAUUGUUUCAGUUGGAGAAGCAGAGAUUGACGAGAAGUACUAUCAGGGCAUCCAGUGGCAACACAUGUGUAAACCUCAUGCAUUUACAGUGCACUAUGUGCAGAGAAUGAAGAAGCAUCGCUGGCGGUGCAAAUCGGUGACCUUUUGGUGCAGUGAUGAACUUCUUUGCUGCCAGUGGUUACAAGCACUUAAUGAUCUACUUGAAAAACAGACAUGGAGACCAAAGCACUUACUAGUUUAUAUAAACCCAUAUGGUGGAAGGAAGAAAGGAAAACAAAUAUAUGAAAAGAAGGUGGCUCCUUUGUUCAGCCUUGCCUCCAUCUCAGCAGAAGUCAUAGUGACAGAAUAUGCAAACCAUGCUAGAGAUAGCCUGUAUGAUGUCAAUCUGGAAAAUUAUGAUGGCAUUGUUUGUGUUGGUGGCGAUGGAAUGUUCAGUGAAGUGCUGCAUGGCCUGAUAGGCCGGAUACAAAAGGAUUGUGAUGUUGAUCAGAACACUCCCAAAGUCCCAUUAUCUCCGUGCAAUAUGAGGAUUGGCAUUAUUCCUGCUGGUUCUACGGACUGCGUAUGCUUUGCUACUGUGGGUAUCAGUGAUCCAGUAACCUCUGCUUUGCACAUCAUUUUAGGUGAUUCUCAGCCCUUGGAUGUUAGUUCAGUUCACCACAAGAAAAUGUUUGUGAAGUACUCCGUUUCUUUAUUGGGCUACGGUUUCUACGGUGAUGUUUUAAAAGGAAGUGAAAAGAAUCGGUGGCUGGGCCCUGCUAGAUAUGACUUUUCAGGUUUCAAGACUUUUUUAUCUCAUCGCUACUAUGAAGGAACAGUAUCUUUUCAACCAGCAAAAUGGGCCGUUGGGUCUCCACGGGACAAAGUUCGCUGCACAUCUGGGUGCUACAUUUGCAGGCAAAGUAGUAAUCAGCUGGAAGAGCAGCAGAAAGCCAGUGUGUUGGAGCACAAUGAGCAAGAGGAGAACUGGACAACAGUCAAAGGAAAAUUCCUGGCCAUUAAUGCAGCUAGCAUGAGCUGUGCCUGUCCACGGAGCCCAAAAGGCCUUUCACCGGCAGCUCAUUUGGCAGAUGGAACAGCAGAUCUCAUCUUAGUUCGCAAAUGCUCUAGGCUGAAUUUUCUACGGCACCUUAUCAGGCACACAAGAAGCAAUAGCGAUCAGUUUGACUUUCCAUUUGUUGAUGUUUAUCGGAUAAAGAGUUUUCAAUUUACACCAAAGCAUUUUGAAGAUGAUGAUGCUGAAAGCACUGACUUGGUGAAUAUAGGUAAAAAGAACUUUGUUCAGAUCUGCACAGAUCACCCCUCAUGUGGGUGCAGCCAGGUGAACAGUAUCUGGAAUUGCGACGGGGAACCCCUGGAUCAGUCUGCCAUUGAAAUGAGAGUUCACUGUCAGUUGAUUAAACUAUUUGCACGUGGUAUUGAGGACUCACAGAAACAAGAUGACGAAGCCUCUAACAGGAUUUAGUGGAUAUGAUGUGGACGUGUUUUCCGAAGACUAUUAUGUGUUGUUGUUUUUUCUUGUUUGUUUUGGUUUUCUUUAUUUAUUUUAGGUGCAAAACGCUUUUAAGAAAAUAUUAUGGAACAUGCUUUAGGAAAAAAAUAUCUAAUGUAUUUUAAGUUUAAUAUUGCCAUAAUUUAUAGUGACUUAUUAUAAGAUUCUGAUAUUGUGAUGACGUAUGUAAGGUUGCAUAACCUUAAUAUUUGCUUCUCUAGGGCUUUGCAGUGUUUUUAUAAAAUAUAACAAAUCUAGAUUUUGACAGUCUACAUUUGUUUGUACAGUCAACUAGAGAAGAGAAAAAAAAACAGUCGUGAUGACAACCAUGAAAAGCUGUACAUUGAUUAAAAGUAGACUUAAAUUUAGAAUCAUGUACUUUGAUUUUAAUUCACUGUGGUGCAAUAUGUUGCAAUUGUUUCUUGGCUAGUCAUUUUCUAAAUGUGUUUUUUUCAAUCCUAUAAACCUAGAUUAGGUAAACGAUGAAUUACCAUGGUCCAGUUUGUUCUCCGCAAAAGACUGAAAACGUUAAACGUUAGCCAUUGUGGCACAUUUUGGCCAGUUACAUAGAAAGGUCUAGCCAUGGCAAUUAUGUCUUGAACUUUCACACUACUUGUGUGAUCUACAGUAGGCUAAAGAUGCCAGUUCCAUAGGGUUUUCUGACAAACCAAUGUAUACAUAUAUGUUAGAAGCAUGGAAUUUUGUGUACUUUGUUUUUUAGGGACUAAAUUGAGUGCUCUGUAAUUCGUCAAACUCACCAGCAAACUGUUUUCUUGACCUUCUUGGAGCUUACCUUAUUAUAGUACUCUAGUGUGAAAUAGUUGUAUUUUUAUGUUGGUGUGUUGGAGGUCAGCAAAAUCUCCCCAAAAUACUCAAUUUCAUUCUGAGAUUGGCACCUGUUUUGCUAGUUUCAGUGGGGGAAUUGUCCCCAAUUGUUUUCAGUCGUAUACCAAUCACACUAUACAGAAAAAUAUUGCAGAAAACUACAUAGAUGCCGCUCAGGUUGCAGACUAAUUAAAAUGUAAAGCUGUAAUAUUGGUUUAGAGAUGUGUCCACGUACAUCUAGCUUUCCUGCAUGUUAAAUAGUCCUUGUAGUCACGCCAUGCCGUGGUGUGAAUCUGUAGUGCUGAGCUUCUUUACGUGCAACUUUUUCCAUAAAAAUGUGUAUUUGCAUUGCUAUGCGAAUAGGACGCACAAGCAGCUUAUGCUGAUUAAGUGAUAUGCAGCAUGUGUAUACUCUGUGUGCGACCGUAGCUGUAUCUGCAUCCGAAAUGGUACAUUGCAGUGUUUUCCUCAAACGCUGUAACAUAGCAUUUUGUAUGCAGAUACAGAUGCACACAGAAUAUCAGCAUGAUGCAUAUCGUUUUAAUCAACAGUCUUCUUGUGCAUCCUAUUCGCAUAGCGAUGCAAAUAGGACGCAUUUUCGACAGAAAAGACGCUAGAUGUAUGAGGACGCAUCUGUAUGUGUGAACUCUGUUUUUUGUUUUUUUUUUUCCUUAUUACUACUUUUGUUUGUUUUUUACUUCAUACAUUGUGAGGGUUUAAAUGUAUCUUCCCUUAAUUCUGAAUAUAUUGUAGUUAAUACACAAGUACAUUUAUAAUUCAAUGUACUGUUAGUAAAGCGUUAUAUUUAUAUUUACCCCUCCCUGAGUUAAACAUAUAUUCUUUCUGUAAUAAUAUUUGUUUAAAGUCCCCAGUUUGAUAAUCUGCACCAGCACAUUGUACAACUGGAAAGCACAGAGUGGCACUCCACAUGCAUGCUGUACAGCAGAAUGAAAUGCUGGUUGAUGUCUGAGCUCUAUUCAUAGACUAUGCAUUCCAUGGCAUGCAAAUCUCAAAUACACUGCAAAGAAGCCAUGCAGCAGAGUGGUGAUACAAAAGUGUUUCAUCUCUGUUCCAGAUGUUAUCCGCUAGCUAGGUGUCAGAGCGAUUUACAAUUCUGCAUGGCACAGGUGUGAAUACAAGUAAGAAUGUACUGCCAGCAGUGACCUAUGGGAAAUGUUUGCUUUUUACAAUUACCCAAACUUUACAGAUAUAAAAUAAAAUUGCAGUGUAAGAACUCUGCAUAGUGCUAUGCAGAAAUAUUUUCCUUUUACAAAUUAUUUUUUCCUAUUCUCUUAUGUCCUUAUAGUUUCUCAUCUUAAGUUAAUUAUCAAAAUUAAUAGUUCAACAAUCAGUGAAUUGUUUGGAACAGUUUGCUGCUUUGGUGUUCUGUCCAGGUCCCCAGAAAGCACAUAGGUAAGCACUGGCGGACUACGCUUGCUUCCUAUUAGCCACAACAGCAGCUGCAAAGGAUUGCAAUAAAUAUGAUAGCUCUAUUCAAUAAAUCCUUAUAAAUCUCUCUGUGGAAGUUUACUGUGCAGGGUUAGAUUUCCCCAGAUCAGUUUUACUUGGUCUAGUCCUAUAAAACCCUUUCACAGAGCCCUAAAAGAUGAUGCAUUUGGCAUGAACACACUUCUCUUGAGUUGUUUUCAUUUGUAACCCUUUAUCUUUUCCACUAUACAGGUUAGUAAAUAUUGGUAUUGGUGGCAUUCUGCCCUGCCUUGUAGAACUAAUCUCCUUCAUGCAAUUAUUGGUUCAGUAAAUUAGCACAAACUAUUUUAAACACUGUUGAUCAUAGAUUUUAUUUUUAAUUUACUUCUGCUUUGUCAUAGAGAAUAGAAUUGUUUAAAAUAGGUUGUUGCCUAGUAAAAUUUACUUACAAAAGAUCUGCAUAUUAAGAAGUAGAUUUUUUUUGUUUUGUUAGUGGGUAUCGCUGAUGAAUAAUUAAGUCUUUAGCGCAAUAAAGUAGUACUGCUAUACUUUCACCUCCACUGUUGUCUUAAUUCCAUGUAUUGUGGAUAAUGGACAAUAAAUGUUACCAGGUUAUUGUUCUACAUAAUAUACAUCUAGAGAAGACUGUCUUUCCUAUUGAUCUGUUACUAAUUUGGCAUCUCCAAAUCUGAUACACAAGCUGUAAUAUAAGAAAAGUCUUUGAUUACACAUUUGUAUGUGUGUUUAAUUUAUUUUUUUUGCCCCUUUUUAUUUCAUUUUUCCAUGCAACUCUGCAAUGCAAACAAGUAAACAUUCCUGCUAUUUUUAAAUCAUGAAAUAAAUAUUUUAGUAUGCAAAAAA